Molecule: messenger RNA, 1049 nt
Organism: Zingiber officinale
Lineage: Eukaryota; Viridiplantae; Streptophyta; Magnoliopsida; Zingiberales; Zingiberaceae
Product: transcription factor MYB77-like
Exons: 1
Coding region: 40-870 (276 amino acids)
Biological process (GO): regulation of DNA-templated transcription
Cellular component (GO): nucleus
Molecular function (GO): RNA polymerase II cis-regulatory region sequence-specific DNA binding; DNA-binding transcription factor activity, RNA polymerase II-specific
Source: RefSeq, a predicted model, not a curated record
GUAACGAGCAGCAGCGAGGAAUAGGUUGAAGAGGAGGAGAUGAUGGUCUCGGAGGAGAGCGGCGGCGGCGGCGAAGAGAGGGGCGAUCAGAAGGUGAAAGGAUCGUGGAGUCCGGAGGAGGACGCCGUGCUGAUGCGCCUGGUGGAGCGGCACGGGCCGCGCAACUGGUCGCUCAUCAGCUCCGGCAUCCCGGGGCGGUCCGGCAAGUCGUGCCGCCUGCGGUGGUGCAAUCAGCUAAGCCCCGCGGUCCACCAUCGUCCCUUCACCCCCGCGGAGGACGCCGCCAUCGUCGAGUCCCACGCCCGCUUCGGCAACAAGUGGGCCACCAUCGCCCGCCUCCUCCCCGGCCGCUCCGACAACGCCAUAAAAAACCACUGGAACUCCACCCUCCGCCGCGGCCGCCGCGUCGCCGAGGCGGGAGCAGCGGCCGUUUCUCCGGGGAUCUCCGCCGUCCCGAGCCCAGACCCCAUCUGCGCCGCCCCGUCCUCCUCCACUCCUCCUCCCACCACCGCGCCCGUCCUCGUAGCCCGCGGCUCGGACGUGAUGGAGUACUCCGAUUCGAGAUCGAGCAGGAAACGGCCGCGAAUGAGCGAGGAUCCGAUAGUCGGAGGCGGGUACAGCUCAGUCGCGGUGGAGCCGGCGACUUCGCUGUCGCUGAGCCUCCCGGGGGAGGUCGGCGCCGCGUCGGGGCCAAAGAAAGCGAGGGAGGAGGAAGUGGGGCGGAUGAGGGACAUGUGCCUCGUUUCCAUCAUGCGACAGAUGAUCGCAGAAGAGGUACGGAGUUACAUUGACAAACUGCGAUCGCAGGUGCCGGACGAUGCCUUCCCGGCAGCCGUCAAGCAGGAGGCCGCAUCCGACGCUGCAAUUUAGCUGCCUGCAUAAGCUCAUGUCUCUCCUACCAUUAUUGUUUUAUCUUGUUCGAGAGGUUUCAUGCUGCAUUAACAUUAACGCUUAGUUGCUAUUAUUUUGUAGAGAAAGCAUAAUUAGAGUAGUCUUAUUACUCUCUGCUGUAUACUUUUCUAGAAAAGAUCUUUCCCUUUCUACUAAAA